Cercopithifilaria johnstoni is the source of this 489-nucleotide messenger RNA. Lineage: Eukaryota; Metazoa; Nematoda; Chromadorea; Rhabditida; Onchocercidae. The record is from the annotation of a GenBank genome assembly.
AUAUUGAAACCAACCAACGGUGAUGGUAGUGGUAGUGGUGGUGGUGGUGGUGGUGGUGGUAAUGGCUGCGGUGAAAGUGGUGGAGGAGGAUCUGGUAAUAGUGGUAAUCCUGAUUCUAGCGGAAGCAGAGGCCAUGGCAACAAGGGCACUGACAGAGGAAGUACUAGCCAUGACAAUAAGGACACUGACAGAGGAGGAUAUGGUGGUGGCUAUAGAAUGAAAAGACGUUCGAACGAUGUAAAGACUGAAUGGACGAGUAAUGAGAUUGAUGACAGUGGCUUUGGUGAUAACAGUAAUACAAGCAAUAGGAGUAACCAAAAAAGCACUAAUUAUACCGAUAAUAAUAAUGAUAGUAAUAAUAGUAGUAGUAUCAGUAACAACAAUAAGAACGAAUGCAGUGAUGAGCGAUGCAAACUACACUACUAUUAUUUUGGGCAUCUAAUACCAUCAGCUUUUGGGAUACCAAUAUUUGGUCUUCUUCAUUUCUAA